CUUCAAUGCUCAGCUUUCCUUCCUUCGGCUCUCCAAGAAGACGAAGAAGUCCGUCGCUGACUUAACGAGGCCUCAGGGCCGGGCCGAAGCGAGCGAAGCGAGACGAGGCGAGAGCUGCGAGACCCGGUUUGUCUCAGAGAGAGAGACCCAGAGUCUGAAGCUGAUUGAACGAACUCUUGACACACACUGCACUGCAUUGCUUUGCUUUGCUGUGAUCGUGGAUAGAUCGAUUGAUACGGGUCGCUUUCAAUCGCUGAUGCUGUUAAUCCCCUCUUUAUCUGCGCUGUGUUGUUGUUUCUUAGCUGUAGAGGGGCGGAGGCUCUGUCAGGUCGUCCUCGUUCGCUGCGGUUCUGGAUUUUGAAGUGAGCGAACCCGCUUCUUUCUAAAUUGCAUCUCAGGAUCGACGCCUGUGUCAUCGUUCGAUUCCACCAUGGACCGCAAUUUUCGCAAGGGUGCCGGAGUAGCCAGACGAGACAGAAACAAAGGUCGCACACAAGGCUUGACAGACGAGCAGAAAAACGAGAUUCGCGAGGCUUUUGACCUCUUUGACACAGAUGGCUCAGGUACAAUUGAUGCCAAGGAACUCAAGGUUGCAAUGAGGGCUCUUGGUUUUGAACCCAAGAAGGAGGAAAUUAAGAAAAUGAUCGCAGAUAUCGAUAAAGAUGGCAGUGGGACUAUCGAUUUCGAAGAGUUUUUACAGAUGAUGACAGCCAAAAUGGGUGAACGAGAUUCUAAGGAAGAAAUAAUGAAGGCGUUCCGGUUGUUUGAUGAUGAUGAGACUGGCAAAAUUUCCUUCAAAAACCUCAAACGCGUAGCUAAAGAGCUUGGGGAAAAUAUGACAGACGAGGAAUUACAGGAAAUGAUAGACGAAGCAGAUCGAGAUGGUGAUGGCGAGAUCAACGAGGAUGAAUUCUACAGAAUCAUGAAAAAGACAAGCCUCUUUUGAGCAGGAUGGACUUUACACACGACGGCGUUUGUAUAAAACUUAGUUUUGCUGCAAGUUAUACAUUCUAGAAACAAGGAAUAGUGAGAAAAACACACGAUACUUCUUAGGGCUAUACACCGAAACAUUAAGAUAUAAGAAUCUUUCAUAUGUAAAUAGCUCUAGGCGUUUUCAGUGGCAGCCUGGAUAGCCAGUAUCAUGCGGAGACACGUCCUCCUUGCUUUUACCGUUUGUACAUCAAGUUUUCUUGAUCUGUGAUGUGUAUGUCUGCUAUACAGGAUCCUAUUAUUGGUGGUUAGUUUGAAGUUUGUAGGUUUUCAUCUGCUAAAGGUGAUUUUGCAAUCGCUGCGCUGUACUCUACAUUCCUGAAGGAACACAUCUCUUUUACGGUAUGCUGUUUGGCUAGGAAAUUACCUAAAGUAACUGGGUUUUGACAAAAACUACUGAUCUUUAAAAGUAAAAAAUUGCUAC
Messenger RNA from Marchantia polymorpha subsp. ruderalis, 1414 nucleotides. The record is from the annotation of a GenBank genome assembly. NCBI's taxonomy places the organism in Eukaryota, Viridiplantae, Streptophyta, Marchantiopsida, Marchantiales, Marchantiaceae.